Messenger RNA from Cordyceps fumosorosea ARSEF 2679, 360 nucleotides. Its product is annotated as 60S ribosomal protein L37. NCBI's taxonomy places the organism in Eukaryota, Fungi, Ascomycota, Sordariomycetes, Hypocreales, Cordycipitaceae. Gene Ontology annotation, biological process: translation. The transcript has 3 exons. Bases 1 to 360 code for a protein of 119 amino acids. The record is from RefSeq and is a predicted model, not a curated record. Gene Ontology annotation, cellular component: cytosolic large ribosomal subunit; ribosome. Gene Ontology annotation, molecular function: RNA binding; structural constituent of ribosome.
AUGAGCCACUGGAAAGGAUACGAGAGAGUCAUCUUGGCGGGAAACGAACGCGCCUACGACCGCCGCGGAACCGAAUUUCGAAACGACCCGACCAGCACGCGCUUUGCCCGUAUUGGGAACCAUACGCUGACAUGCUCUACUUUAGGUCGCCGCUCUCUUUCCGCCCAGAAGAAGGAGUGCGCUGCCUGCGGUUACCCCAACGCCAAGAUCCGCAAGUACAACUGGAGCGAGAAGGCCAAGCGCAGAAAGACCGUCGGAACCGGCCGCACGCGCUACCUCAAGGACGUCUCCCGCCGCUUCAAGAACGGCUUCCAGACCGGCCAGCCCCGCGGCGCCCGCGGUCCCACCACCAAGGAGUAA